UCUCACUCUCAUUCGAUACUACCGUCUUGUCUACAGAACAUGUAGAUCUCGCCCCACACCAAAUGCUAAACCAGAAGGCAUUGAUCAUCGAAAGUAGUCAGUGCGAUUUUUUCAACUCAUUCAGAACCGUCAACUGGUCGAUGACUGACGGUUAGUUAUUGAGCGACGGACAAGACACUAAUAUGCAUUAGUGACAGCAUUGAUAUUGAAAGAAUAGUUGAACAAGACGCGCUAUCUAUAUCAUAUCUCAUAGCUCUACGCUUUAUUUCUUAAGAAAAGGAAGGAUCGGUUGACCUAGCAGCAAAAGCGGGAUAUGCUCUGAUGUAUUUCAAUCUACUGUUGGCCGGAUUUACUGUACUUAGCUGUACACUGGUAUACCAUAUUUUGAUGGUCUAUUUGAGAUGACACCUAUGUAAAAAGGUUGUUUGCAAGUCCAUUGAAAAAGCAAUGUUUGUUGGUUUACACAGACUAAAACUACGGGGUAAACAUUCUUAGGAUUAAGCCAAAUCUAUCUCAAUUUGAUAUCUUUCUUGAAGUAGAAAACGAAUUAAAUUCAUUACAAAGACUUUUUCGUUUUGAAUGAUUCUUUGGAGUAUUGAGCCACGAUCUGAUAUUUGUAAGAAGAACAUUCUAUACCGGCAUACGCUUACGGUAUCCAUAUGGGUAACCUUCUAAAAAGUCAACAACGGGGAUAGGCGACAAUCGAGUCUAGAUGUGUUGGGACUAACGAGACCAAGGCUGUUUAAUUUCCCACCAUAGUGAGAAAAAUGAUAUCAUAGCUGAACUUAAAUCAUCUGCCAACUACCAACUACUAUGGAUUUUGAGAUAAAAGAUCGAUAUCUACCGGAAUUUCGGCUGAUUAGGUCAACCUCGGCCAUAACUCGGAGAGACCUAGAACGAAAUACAUUGAUUAACCUACCGCAAAGGGAACGUAACUUGGUGUCAAGGAUAAAGUCGACUCUAGAAGAAAGUUUUGACAAGGAUCUGCGGAUGGGAGUUAGGAAUAUUCAAGAUCCGUCCCCGCGACCUCAAACGGUGGUCAAGACUAUGAUACCUCGGCCAUGGCCACCAGAUGGCUUCAGGUCAAUUGGCAUCAACGACAGGGUAAAGAGCAGCCAUGGGAGAUAUUCUGGGAACAUUACUGAUGCGUCUCUGUGCACUUGUGACAGGACUUUCAGAUCGCAAAACACAAAUUUACUUUCGAUUCAAUUCUGUGAUAUUUUGGGGCCGUACGCUUGCGCAGAUUGUACCAGGAAACGUAAGGUUAUCCGCUUACACGACGCCGUCAUUCCACCGGAAAUGGACGAUAACGCUUUCACGCCAUUGGGUAGGAUGGAACACGAAGCAGCGAACCAUCAGAAAAAGCUUCUGGAUCGGAGACGCCGAAACGCUGCGACCGCUUGCACGGAACGGACUAUAACCGUUGCUGAGGAGAAUGACAAAGUCUCUGAACUCCCGACCGGCUUCUCGGCGCCUGUGUUCCAGAAGCGCCGUGGUACCAUCGAUAUGUUAAGGUCCUUAGUAAGAUUUACUAGGUAUGCCACGUCAUUUGCAACGUACAAAGGAGACAUUACCAAAGUUGCUCCACCUUUAGCCAAGAGAGGGGCCCACGUAGCCGAAACUAACGAAACCACAAAGUAGUUUCGAUUCCAAUCCAUCAAGACUCGCGAUCGGGGAAUGACUGGAUGUCGCCUGUUGAAAUUGUUUCUCCUGUACCCCGUAUAUCCCCGCCACGAGGACACCUGCCAUAUAUUGUUCAACACGGUACCGAUCCAGGCAUGCCGCAGGGCCAUCUUUUGAUCCGAUAGUCCGUCCCAUCGGUGUCAUCGCCAGCGAAAAAAAGGGAUUGCCAUCUGGAUUGGUUGCCUCAGCAGUCAAUUCGAACAACAUUCUACUUAGUAUUAAACUCAGCUUAAUUACACCCGCCGUUGGACCCUAUAGGCGGCCAAUCAAUUUCGCACUGCUGUCUAUCUACCAACUUUUCCAUCAACUAAUUAAGCUAUCUUCUAGCUUACCAACUUUAUCAUUUUGAAUGUACAUGAUGUAUAGCUUCUGACUCUGUUGCCCAAUAGGGCAUGUUUGAAGUACAUUUUUUUGUAAAUGAAAUGGGAUGAUUUGAA
Lineus longissimus is the source of this 2120-nucleotide messenger RNA. RefSeq lists its product as uncharacterized. Bases 814 to 1641 code for a protein of 275 amino acids. Lineage: Eukaryota; Metazoa; Nemertea; Pilidiophora; Heteronemertea; Lineidae. The transcript has 2 exons. The record is from RefSeq and is a predicted model, not a curated record.